AAUACAUACACAAUUAUAAAAUUCAGGAAACCCCCAACAUUAUUAAUAUUUUUCGUUUUAGGAUUAGAAUUACAGAAGAAGUGGAAAAGUCUUCGAGAUGGCUACGACAGGGAACUAAAAAAAAUAAAAAAAGUGAAAUCUGGAUCGGCAGCUCCCGUAAAGUCAUCGUACUUAUUUUUUAAGAGGUUACAAUUUCUGCAACCAACUGUUCACAGAAAUACAACAGAAAGUAACUUUGAAACCGAUUUAAACAACGACGAAAAUACAGAAACUGUAAACUCGGAUCAAGAGACCUGUUUUAAAACUCCAAACCAGGCAGACAAAAAUUCAAAUUAUCAGCAACAAAGAAAAAAAAUUAAGCUCCAUCCAGCGGACGAACAUUUCGCUAAUGUUAUUGAGAAAAGUUUAAGUAGUAGAAGUAUCCCCGAGAAAAAUGAAGAAGAUGAAGAUAAGUUAUUUUGCUUGUCUUUAUACAAAGAAAUAAAAAAAGUACCUGAGGCCAUGCGUUUGAAAACGAAGAUAGAAAUUUAUAAUUUAAUUUUACAAAAACAAACUGUACAAUAAACACAUCUUCCAAGUUUCAUAGAUUCGCCUCAAUCUUACCAUGCAUCCUCAUCAUUCGUCUAACCAUUUACUCGACUAAAAUAUCCUUAAUAUUCUUAUACAAAUAAUUAUUCAAAUGCGCCGGAUUCUCAAAAUAGAGUACCUACAAAUUAUAUGACUAUUCUAAACGAAAUACGUCAACCAUACCAAAAUAAGGAAUCUCCAGGUACUCCAUCGUCAUUGUCUGUUAUCACUGAAAAUUCUCAAGGA
Molecule: messenger RNA, 813 nt
Organism: Daktulosphaira vitifoliae (grape phylloxera)
Lineage: Eukaryota; Metazoa; Arthropoda; Insecta; Hemiptera; Phylloxeridae
Exons: 1
Molecular function (GO): DNA binding
Source: RefSeq, a predicted model, not a curated record